AUGUCGUCCGGCACUUCCUUUGCCGACUUGGCCCAUCAGGCAUGGGACACUGCUGCCCAACUCACUGGCUUCUCGGCUAUCGGCGAGCAGCCUGAAGACCAGGACAGCGAGCAGCAGUCAGACGCAGACAAACAGCAGAAACCCAACGCCCGAACUCCGAACGGAAAAGAAGAUCACAACGAUGCCUCAGGCACAGCGAGUCCGGCCCAAGAUCCAUACCGCGCCGCGCCUGGAAACCAUCCCAACGACCCUGCCGCCCGCAUCAACCAUCCAGACGCAGUCAACAAACCCGCCCAGGCUGCAAGCGGUGCAGACCGCGCCGAGCCAAAGAUUGACAACCCCAGCACAGAACAACAUGGCCAGCACAAGCGUCAGACAUUCAAACACGCAUCAGAGGCCCCUCCUCACGAUGACAUGGGCCAAGGCAUCAUCGAGCGCGCGCUCGGCGACGAGGGCAUGAUCGCACAGCGACAGGGCACCGUCUACGAUAAGCAACUCGAAAACGAGAUGGACGGCUCCUACAAGGACACUGAAAAGCAGACAAAGCCAGAGACGGCCGCUGCAGAGCUCGGCCAGCCCAUUCAUUCCGAGCGCAACCAGCACCCCGACAAGCACGGUCCGAGUGCAGACGCGCAUCAACCGCACGCCGCCAACCGCGGUCCCUCUUGGGCAUCCCGUCCCGACGACGCACAACGCGCCAAAAUCGCAAAGAUGAAGGAGUCCCAGAAGGAAGGCACGUGGAAACGACGCUUCUCCAGCUUCAACCCCAACUCGGACGCCUCCGCUCCUUCCACCCCAAAGCCAAAGAACAGCGACGAUCACAAGGACUCCGACAAGCAAGACGAUUCCGACAAGGAACGAGGCACGGGUCUCUUCAGCGGCAUGUUCGACACUCAUUCUCCCGCACGCCCAGCACUCAACAUCUUUGGCCCCAGCGGUGCGCAGCGCAGCUCCACUUUGCGCAGCAACGCCAACAAGGAUGGCGACGUCGACGCCGCGGCUCGCAACAAUUCCGACGCAAAGGGCAAGCAGCACGACAUGACCGAAGCCAACAAAGCCUCCCGCUCCUCCAGUCGAUGGGCUGAGAACUCGAAUCGAAUGCGCAAUGCAUUUGAGCCCCCAACACCCUCCGCCGAAACAGCCACCGACGACAACGGCCCACAAAGAAACGACGACGACGUGCCCACUCCAGAGCUUUCGCCCGACGCUCAGAAGCUGCGCGCCAUCACCAAGAUCAUGCUCGGUCCCAACAAGGACAAGGACGAGCCCGCCUCGCCCGACGCUUCCGGCAGCGGCGGUCCCCAACAGGCACAGACGCGAUGGGCUCAGCUCAAGAAGAAGGUGCGCGAGUCCCAAAAGGCCAAACGCGAGCAGACAAAGACGGGUGCCGUCAACCUCGACCUGGCCAAGGAGCUUCAGACCGGUAUCUUGCCAGUCUUCCUGCUCAAGAUGGCCGUGGAACGCGACGAGGCAAAGCGUCGACGAAUCCCCGUCCUGCUCAACCAUCUCCGUCUCCGCGUGACCGACAGCGUCAACCCCAUGCACAAUACGCACGCUGUCUUCCGCAUCGAGCUCGAGUACGGCGAUGGCCUCGUAAAGUGGGUCAUCUACCGCGAACUUCGCGACUUUAUCAACUUGCAUGCCCACUAUCGAGCCGCAGCCCUGCGUGGCUACCUCGGCAGAUCCAUCGGCAACUCCACAGAGGGCGACGUCGGCCUGCCCAGCUUCCCCAAGAUGAGUCUGCCCUACUUCAACCAACUCCAGCGACAGGGCAAGACUUCGCGCGCCGACUUCGCCCGAGCCCAGAGAGAUGCGCUGGAGAACUACAUCAUCGAGCUCAUCCGCCGCACCAUGUUCCGUCCCGAGGCCAAUCGCCUCUGCAAGUUCUUCGAGAUCUCGGCGCUCUCCGUCUCGCUCGCCAGCCGUGGCGGCCACCAGGGAAAGCAAGGCUACCUUCGCAUCCUCUCUCGCUCGUCGCGCAAGAAAGACCAGAAGAGUGUCCUGACUCCAGCUCGCUGGGCAAAGGCAUACGAGCCCAAGUGGUUCAUCGUCCGCGAGAGCUUCAUCGCCAUCGUCAAUGAGCCCGACAGCCUGCAGCUCUACGAUGUCUUCCUCAUGGACAACGAGUUCAAGGUCGAACGGCCCAAGCGAUUAUAUAAGCAGACCAUGCACAUCGCCCAUGGCCUCACGCACAGCGACGACAAGAAGGGUCCCGAGGUCGAGAGCUCCGAGCAGCCCGAUUCCGCCAACGCCUCUGGAUCCAAGGAGGCUUCGUACGACCAGACCGCGCUGCUCACCGGCGGCCACUUCAAAGACGUCGACCCCAAGAAGCGCGACGAGGCCCACGAUGCCGAAAGGCAUGCCAGCAGUCACACCUUCUAUAUCCGCAACGCAGAGAGAAAGCUCAAGCUCGUCGCCAAGAACGAGCGCAUGAUGGAGCAGUUCAUCGUCUCCCUGCAGAAGAUGGCGGCGCGAAACAUCUUUGGCGGCACGAAUCGCUUCGAGAGCUUCGCGCCCAUCCGUCUCAACGUCUCAGCCCAGUGGCUGGCAGAUGGACGCGACUACUACUGGAAUCUCAGCAAGGCGCUCAUGAUGGCCAAGGAUCGUGUCUUCAUCCACGACUGGUGGCUCAGCCCGGAGCUCUACCUGCGCAGGCCCGGCCAUCCCAAGUGGAGGCUGGACAACGUGCUCAAGAAGAAGGCCGAGGAGGGCGUCAAGAUCUUUGUCAUCAUCUACAACGAGGUGUCGAACAACUUUACGCCCACCGACUCGAACUACACCAAGCAGCGGCUCAUCGGUCUCCACCGCAACAUCUUUGUCCAGCGUUCGCCGAGCCAUUUCAAGACCGGCACAUUCUACUGGGCGCAUCACGAGAAGCUUUGCGUGAUCGACGAGACGAUUGCAUUCAUGGGCGGUCUCGAUCUCUGCUUUGGUCGCUACGAUACGCCUGCGCACGUGCUUGUCGACGACGCCCUCUACCACAAGCGCGACAACGAGUCGGAAACCGAACUGGGCCUGUCGAGCGCGCCUGGCUAUCUCGGUCCCACCAAGGAUGGUCGCGAGGCGCACAUCUGGCCUGGUCAGGAUUACGCCAACGAGCGCGUCAUGGAGUGGCAUACGCUCAGCAAGCCUGCCGAAGACCUGUUUGCGCGUGACAAGUUCCCACGCAUGCCUUGGCACGACGUCGGUCUGCAGCUGGUCGGGCAGCCCGCGCGCGAUCUGUGCCGUCACUUCAUCCAGCGCUGGAACUUCUUGCUGCGCAUCAAGAACCACACGCGCCAGAUGCCCUUCCUGGUGCCGCCUCCCGACUUUACGCCCGAGGAGCUGCAGAAGUACGGCCUGACGGGUACGUGCGAAGUGCAGAUCUGCCGCUCCGCAGGCCCGUGGAGCCUGGGCACGGCCAACAAGAUCGAACACUCGAUCCAGAAUGCCUAUCUCAAGUCGAUCCAGAUGAGCGACCACUUCGUCUACAUCGAGAACCAGUUCUUCGUCACCUCCACCAUCAUGGAGGGCAACAAGAUCGAGAACAAGAUCGGUGAGGCGCUCGUCAGCCGUAUCAUCCGCGCGCACCGCGAAGGAACGCCGUGGCGCGCCGUCAUCGUCAUUCCGCUCAUCCCAGGCUUCCCGAUGCCCAUCGACCAUCCGGAUGCGUCGUCGGUGCGACUGAUCGUCGAGCUGCAGAACCGGUCGAUUUCGAGGGGCGAGCAUUCGAUCUUCGGCAAGCUGCGCCGCGAGGGCAUCGAUCCCGAGCGCUACAUCAGCUUCUUCUCGCUGCGCACGUGGGGCAAGCUGCGCGGCGGCCAGCUGACCACGGAGCAGGUGUACCUGCACGACAAGAUCAUGAUCGUCGACGACCGACUGGCGAUCAUCGGCUCGGCCAACAUCAACGAGCGCAGCCAGCGCGGCGAUCGCGACUCGGAGCUGGCGUGCGUCAUCCGCGACCACGACAUGGUGGACAGCUUCAUGGGCGGCAAGCCGUACAAGGUGGGUCGAUUCGCGCACACGCUGCGCAUGCGGCUCAUGCGCGAGCAUCUCGGUGUCGACGUGGAUGAGCUCGAGGCCAACGAGCGCCGCACUGGUGAGGCGCGCGAGUCUGCCCACGGCCACGGCUCGACGAACGGGCGCGAGGGCUCGGCAGCGGCUGCAUCGGUGUACUCGGAUGACGUCGAGACGGUCAACUCGGACGGCGAGUGGGACCCAGACCACGAGCAGAGCCACAACGGACUCAAGCGUCAGGCGAGCAAGGAGGCCUCGACGUCCGAUGUGGUCGACGUGCCGACCACGAAAGAAAGCUUGAAGCAUGCAACGUCCAAGCUGGCGGACCGCGGCAACGGGACGGUCUCGGAACUGCGCCACCAGAUCAAGGACACGCUGAGCAACGGCACGAGCAAGGCCAAAACCGAGAUGGAGGCUACGGCGGAUCCGGUUGCCGAGUCGGCCAACCACAACGAGAGGUACCAGGCUGCGCGCUCCGAGCGUGUCAGUGCGGCGAUGCGUGGCGAAGAGCCGCAGAGCCUCGCGGAAGGCAGGUACGACAGCUCGCUCGAGCCGACGCUGGAAGAGAAGCUUCUGGCGGAGGACGUUCCUGCGGUCAACGGUCGCACGGCCAAUGCGGACGGCGAAUCGAAGCGCACCAGACCGUCCUCGGACUACCACCGUCUGCUGGGCUCGUUGAGUUCGUCGAGUCUGGGACCGGAACGGGAGACGGACAUGCUGCAGCGAGCGAGCCAGCGCGGGCUUGGAGACGAUCUGGACGUGGGUGGACCCGAGGAUUUGCGGCGCAAGAUUUCGGGCCGCAUGUCGACGAGUCUGUGGAAUCUGCCUGCGGCAUCGCUCGAGAUUGAUCCGUUCAAGUUCCAGGAUCCCGUGGACGACAGCUUCUACAUUGACUACUGGCUGACGUGUGCGGUGCACAACACGCAGAUCUUCCGCAAGGUGUUCAAGUGCGUACCGGACGAUACGGUGACGACUUGGGCCGAGUACAAGGCGUUUGGUGCGUGGGCGGAUAGGUUGGCGCGCUCGGGUAAGUUUGGAGCCAAGGAGAGCCGAGACGUGCGCGAUGCGCAGGCGCACAGUGUACCGGGUGCCAGCGUCGGCGGUCCUGUCGGCCAAACCUCAACCAAGCAAGAGGGGGAGGAGAGCAAGACGGACCAGGACCAGAUCCCCAGUGCACUGCGAGAUGCACAGGCAAGUCAAAAUGCCCCCGGCAAGGAAAAGGCCGUCGAGGGAUUCUCGACGCGAGAACUCGACCAGAUGGAAGCCCUGCUGGACGAGUGCAGGGGCUCGUUAGUCCUCCAUCCUACCCGCUUCUUGGAGGCCGAAGACCACUCGAACAACUUCCUCUUUGCCAUGGACCGCAUCAACCCGCUGCUCAUCUACGAUUAG
Molecule: messenger RNA, 5385 nt
Organism: Moesziomyces antarcticus
Lineage: Eukaryota; Fungi; Basidiomycota; Ustilaginomycetes; Ustilaginales; Ustilaginaceae
Product: phospholipase D; Spo14p
Exons: 1
Coding region: 1-5385 (1794 amino acids)
Biological process (GO): intracellular signal transduction; cell motility; phosphatidic acid biosynthetic process
Molecular function (GO): phosphatidylinositol binding; D-type glycerophospholipase activity
Source: RefSeq, a predicted model, not a curated record